UAUAGAGGGUCCGUAUUGACAAUCUCGUGUAUAGUAUAUUAUACCAAUUGGUCGCAAGAAGACCAUCAAGAUGUUGCCAGUUGUUCUAUUACUCCUCGCUGCAAGCGCCUUGGCGAACCCCUUUGGUAGGGUUAAUCAAGUAUCAUACGACGACGUCGGUUCCAACAGCGUCAUCGAGGGCAUUCUCGACAGCGUCGAUGGUGGAGACCUCACCUUCAACAUUUUGACUUUCGAAGCCAUCAUCAAAGACCUCGUCAGCUUGCCUGACCCCCGCAGCCAAGCCCUUGGUUUCGGUCAAGCCAUCGCUCUGGUCGGAUCCCUCGCCACUGGUAUUCCCGGUGACGCUUGUGCUGCUGCUCAAUUCAUUGACAAUUACGUCAAUGGAGUUCGCGACGGCCAAUCCGUGUUCAACUUCGUCAACAGUUUGGCAUCACAGAUCGACCUGGUCGCCCAGAUCUCCAGCGACAGUAACGCACUUCGUUUUGCCACUGGACCCCGCGGAAACUGCAACGGUGGUGGCAGAAACUACCAAUUCGAAGCAGCUUGGGACCUCAUCUUCGACUCCGCUACCCCUAGCCAAUUCAACUACAUCAACGAGCAGUACUGCACAGCUAAGCGUCUGAAGUCUUCUGUCAACGUGAACAGCAACAACGCAGCAGCCGUCAUCACCGCUGUCAGUCUCCCAGUCGUCAACAACAUCCUCUUGAACUCCCUCAAUGAAAUUACUGCUUUCGCUGGAGCCGUCGGCCAAGGCAACGCAAGAGCCGCCGCUGGCGCAGCCAAGCAAGCCCUGCUUCGUGCUGCUUCAAGCUACUAAUAAACAUCCCAGUUUAUUCUAAAAAUAAAUAUUUAUUAACAUAUACACACAAAUACAUAACUCGAGAACAAUGAACAUAUUAUAAAUAUAUACUCAUUAUAUUGUUAACACAAACUCCCUUUUCGGAACUGUUUUGAUAAUACCUUUAUAUGAUAUUAAUGUUUAUUUAUAUAAAUACAUGCUGAUGUUAUAUCACAAUG
Trichoplusia ni (cabbage looper) is the source of this 1017-nucleotide messenger RNA. It is a transcript of the gene Fib-l, whose product is annotated as fibroin light chain-like. The transcript is spliced from 7 exons. Gene Ontology annotation, cellular component: extracellular region. The record is from RefSeq and is a predicted model, not a curated record. The coding region runs from base 71 to 817 and encodes 248 amino acids. NCBI's taxonomy places the organism in Eukaryota, Metazoa, Arthropoda, Insecta, Lepidoptera, Noctuidae.